CUUUUUUUUUUUUUUUUUUUUUUUUUUUUGUAACACAAUAAAAGCACGUCUGAAUUACAACACCUGGUAACUCAAGUCUUGCUUAUGCUGUACAGAAAAAUGUGCACGUAACAUUACUGAGAAAUCUUACACCUCAAAGGGCCUGGAGUUGUUCUGCUUCAUCAGCAAAGCUCCCGAGACAACAGCGCUGCCCAGAACAGGAGCCCCUCACAGCCAGAACUGUUAUUUUAAUACCGUUUAAAGAAAGAUUUCCAAGGUCUUGAACACCAGCAUGCGAGUAGCAGACAGCAGUCAAAGCUCUGCGUCUGCAACGAGAAUCAAAGGCUCAGAACCUGCUUAGGAGCAGGCCCGCCUGGUGCUGAAGGCACUCUGUUUUUCUGUAGCGUGCACUCAGGUUCAUGUGCUCAGGCUCGGCCCUGCGGCUGGGAGCUGCACACACAGCACUCAAGCGGAGAAGGCAGAAAUCAGGGCGGUGUUUUGUCUCAUUACACAAACGCGGCCGCCUCAUCGCGCGGCGCUUUCCCCCUGCGGGCCGUGGCGGCGCCUCCCGGAAAUGACCUCCCGAUCCCGGAAGUGAUCGCCGCAGCUUCCGGAAGCGGCCCGCCGUUGCCUAGCAAUCCAACGCCGCCGCUAAGCGCGGCCCCGAUGGGCUCCCGCGGGCAGCCCGGGCCCUGCCGCCAUCCCCGGGCGCCGUGCGAGGCUCAGGGGCCGCGGUCGUUCUCCCAUUUGCCGCUGGGCUCAGAGCCAGCCGGCCCGCUGGGCUUAGCGCCCGAACCGCGGCACGAUGAGCUGUGCAUCCCCGCCCCGCUGCGCGCCCGCUGUCCCGGUACCUGCGACAGGGCGACGUCGCCGGGUCCGCCGGAAGAUCUCCGGUCCGGCGACCGGCCUGCCGGGGAGCAGGACGGGAAGGAAGGGCCGCCGGGGCAGCAGCAACCCGCGGGGGAUCCGUGCGAAAGGCAUUCAGAUAACGUCCCGUGGUACAUCCGUACCAUUAAUGAAAAGGAAGAAUGUCUCACAACACUGGUAGCUGAGAUCGAUCGUCUUGCAAAGUACCGGGCAGAGUGUGCACAGAAGGACGUGGUGAUUGCUAAUCUCCUGAGGGAAGUGGAAAGUCUGAAGAAACAGCUGGAGUUGCUCAAGGACAGAGCUGACACAGAGGAGCACACAGAAACAAAACAAGGGAUCUCAAGUGAAGAUGCCACUGAAGUUCUCAAUGAAGCGAGCGCCCCAGGAGCCAUUCCAGAGCAGGCAGAAGCAGAGCAGCAGGCCCUGAUGGCUCAGCUCACUGCAUUGCAGAAAGCCCACAAAGAGCUCCGUGCAGAACUACAAAAAGCAGAAGAUGACUACAACAUGGCCACAGGUGCCAUGUGCUCCUUGCAAAGACAACUGGAGAUCCGAGAAUCCCAGCUCCGGAGAACCGAAUCUGAAAAUGAAAGGCUCCAAAAGGAGAUCAGAGGGCGAGAGAAUCAGCUGCAAGCCAUGUCUGCCAAGUUUGGCAGUCUGAGAGAAGAACGGAAACAUGAAGAAAUGAUGGCAGCAAUGGAGAAGGAGAACUGCAGCCUUCGGCAGGUUGUUACAGAGCAAGAAUCCAAACUGGGUGAGCAGAUGGAGCUGAUCAGUGGUUUGCAGGGCACAACGUGGCAGCUGCAGGCGGAGGCUCUGACCAACCGGUACCACAUCCAGAAGCAGCAACGUGCCCAGGAGAAAAUGCAGAGCCAAGCUGAAAUGCUGCAGCAGGCAGAGCUACAAACCAGAGUGGCACUUGAGCGCAUCACCAGCAAGUUUGAAAGAUUUCGAAGCAAAAUAAUUCAGGCUACAUUCAGUGCAGCAGGCAUCAAAGCUCCCCAGGCAGAACUCACUGAUGAGGAGGUGCUGGAGGCAAUGCAGAAAAUAAUUAACGAGCGCACUGAGUUCCAUCAGAUGCUGAAACAAAAAGGCAUCAAGGUUCCAUCCCUCACCAACAUCGACACGUUCACCUCAUCGCCAGGCAUUUCAAAGGGAAGGAGGUGAAGGGCAGCAUCU
Molecule: messenger RNA, 2022 nt
Organism: Lagopus muta (rock ptarmigan)
Lineage: Eukaryota; Metazoa; Chordata; Aves; Galliformes; Phasianidae
Gene: CCDC27
Product: coiled-coil domain containing 27
Exons: 9
Coding region: 646-2010 (454 amino acids)
Source: RefSeq, a predicted model, not a curated record